This is a messenger RNA of Stylophora pistillata, 2699 nucleotides long. RefSeq lists its product as uncharacterized. NCBI's taxonomy places the organism in Eukaryota, Metazoa, Cnidaria, Anthozoa, Scleractinia, Pocilloporidae. The record is from RefSeq and is a predicted model, not a curated record.
UUACGAAGUUUACUUUGCUUAACUUGGGAAAGGAGAACUUGCAGAAAUAUUAUUAGUUGUCAGAAGACUUCUUUUUCGUAUGACGCUAUCCAGUGAGAUGUUUGCUUGUUAGAAUAAUUCUAGAAAAGUCGGAAGACAAUGCGUAAACUCGUUGCCUUGGAAAUUAGCAAGCUACUUUACACAUCUACAGUCUCGGAAUGGUGAAUACUUUGCAUGUAUCAUUGUGGCUUUUUGGUGCUCUUUUCAUGAGAAAUCGCUUGAUAAACCUUUGCCUUUCCUCGUGAAAUAUGCGUUGAAGGAGUAGUGGACGUGAGACGAAAGCCAAGAGGGGAAUUCUGGAGUCAUGAACUGGUCAUUUCUUAAGACACGUCUACAAGAUCGCUUGAAAAUUUUUAUAUCUUCUUUACAGGCAAGUUAAGCUAAUUGAGUUAUCGUCGCAGAUCGGGACAACUAUUGGACUCUAAUGUCUCUUUUUGCUCGCUCAUCGUUUUAAACAGUGAAAGGGAUCUUGUUCGCGGGACGGCGUUGAACUCUUCAAUAGGAAAUAAACAGACUAGCACAACAUGCCGCCCAGAAAACCUCCUCAUGUCGUUUGCUACAUUUGCGGUCGUUUAUAUGGAACCACGUCGAUCUCGCUGCACAUUCCAAAGUGUCUGGAAAAAUGGCAGAUCGAGAACAGUCAACUACCGAGACAUUUACGACGAAAGCCCCCUCAAAAACCGGCCGGAUGGGGUAACACUGCUUUGUCAAAUGACCCGAGGGAAAGAGAAUCGCAAUUAGAUGCUAUGAACGACAUGGCUUUCCAAGCUUCGCUGAUGCAGCUUGUUCCGUGCGAGAACUGCGGACGUACUUUUAACCCAGAUCGCUUACCAGUGCAUCAGAGAAGCUGUCGACCGAAUAAUCCUCUCAAGAUGUCUAAAAACUUUGAUCCUUCGAGAGUUGGGUCAGGAAGGCAGAGUCCACCAGGAGCGGGUGAUUACAGCAGGAGGAGCCCCCCACCCCCCAGAAAGCCAAAAACUGUUGUGUGUUUCAUAUGUGGCCGAGAAUUUGGCAGUAAAUCUAUCAGCAUCCAUGAACCACAAUGCCUGAAAAAGUGGGAGCUUGAAAAUAGCCGACUACCCAAGCACAUGCGUAGACCACCCCCUGUUAAACCUAACAUACUUCCCAGUUUGUCUGGGGGGGAAGACCUCGAACGCAGGAACCAGAUGGCGUUUGAAGCCGCACAGAAACAACUGAUUCGUUGCACAAACUGCAGCAGGACAUUUCUCCCAGAAAGGUUAGAAAUUCACAUGAGAUCAUGCAAACCUGGGAGCAAGACGAUGCCAGUAAGACAAUCAGGUUCAGCUCGCAGACUCUCUCCUCUUACCAACCCUGGGGGGAUGAAUGCUUCCCAAACCAGUCAGUAUGGCAGACAGAGCCCGCUUAACAGGUACAGUGAUCAAAAUAACAACAUCAGUCCAUUGGCUAAGGACAAGACUUUUGUCAAAAGCAAGUCCUCUCAGAGCAGUAUGAGCAUUAUGAAAUCCACUCCUACAACUUCUUCCCAACGCCCUGCAAGGUUACGGCCAAUGUCUAAUACUCGCUCACCAUCUCCAUCAUACAACCUCACUGGAAAUUCUCCCGUCAUAGGGAGUCAACCAACAGAGGAGGCAUCUGAACCAGCUAACCUGCCUCAGUGUUUUAACUGUGGCCGCUCAUUUGCUGCAGAUCGCAUAGCAAAACACGAAAAGAUAUGCCGCAAAGCUGGUAAACAAAGAAAGGUUUUUGAUGCCACAAAAAUGAGAACACAAGGAACUGAGGCAGCUCAGUUUAACAGACCAGGGGCAAGAAAGAUGCCUGAUCCACCCAAACCUAAGUCAAACUGGAGAAAGAAACAUGAGGAAUUCAUUAAUGCCAUUAGAGAUGCUAAGAAGGUACAAGAACACAUUAAGCGCGGUGGCAAGGCAUCAGAUCUCCCCCCACCGCCCCCCAGUGAGAACCCAGACUAUGUGUUCUGCAGAUUCUGCCAGCGACGCUUUGCACCAACAGUUGCUGAGAGGCACAUUCCUAAAUGCCAGAACACAGCAAACAGGCCAUCACCUCCCAAGGCGAGGGCCUUGCAGGCAAGUGGUACACGUUAUAACUCCAGGAAUACUAUGUUUUCAACCAAGAGAGUUCAUCGUUAGGAUGCUUAACUACCUUAAAUACCAAUGUUAACUAUGACAGUCAAAGCAGAACUGUAAUUGUCAGGGCAGAUUACACAACAAGCCACGGUGAGGUAACAUGGAGAUGGUUUGUAAUAAAACUUUCUUUCUGUAAUGUGAAAAUUUUUUGACAAUCUUUGUCUCCUGUGUCUCCAAAAUAAGUUGCACAAAUUCUAUUUAGUAUUUUAAUUGGUGCAUGUUGCAUCAUAUCACAGCAGCUUGUUGCCUUCUUUCUGUCUCGCUGAAUCUCUUCUAUCUUAGAGAAGACAAUGACUAAUUAACUCCCAAGAUCUGAUUGUUAAUUCUCCCUUCUGGCUGCUACACAUUUCCUUGUAAAUAAGUCAUGAGAAUUAAGUGUUAAGAGAUCUUGCUAAGUUUUUUAAAUGACAAAUUAAAACAAAAAAUAUUAUAUUGACCGCCGGCCAGUUAGCCCAGUGGAUAGUGUACUGGACUGUUGUGCGGGAGAUGGAGGGUUCGAACCCCGACCAGACCAACACUCAAGGUCUUAAAAUAAUU